Messenger RNA from Vanessa atalanta (red admiral), 461 nucleotides. RefSeq lists its product as uncharacterized. The transcript is spliced from 3 exons. Lineage: Eukaryota; Metazoa; Arthropoda; Insecta; Lepidoptera; Nymphalidae. The coding region runs from base 90 to 383 and encodes 97 amino acids. The record is from RefSeq and is a predicted model, not a curated record.
ACCUCUGAAAAACACACCUACAUUGCAUUACAUUGUGAGUUGGGUGUACCUUUUGCUUAUUUGUUAGUGGUGAAUAUUAUAAAUAAAAAAUGGGACAAACGAAACCAAUUUGGUUUUAUCUUGCUGUGGUUUUAGUCAUUCUGAGUACUCUUACACAUGAAGCCGACGCUAGGAGAAAAAUUCUUCGAGGAAGACGCGUGAUGACUCGUACCUACUAUCAUGGAAACGCGGUACCUGCAUGGGCUAUAAGUUUGAUGGCGGGAAUAGGAAUGUUAGUUAUUGGCGGCAUACUGUAUGGAAUCAUGAGGAAACUUGUGCUUGCAUCUGAAACUGGUUCCCUUAAUACUUACCAGCCAACUUUGCAAAACGAUAACAGCGUUUAAAAUAUUUUAUAAAUAUCUUAAUUUUAACAUUUUGUUUGUAUUUUUUGUGUUAAGAAAUAAAAAUAAUAUUCAAAGUUA